AUGUCUGAGAUCAGCAACAUGCUCAGUCCGCCUAUUUCAGCUGCGUCCCCCUCACCAUCCACCGCGUCUGGCGUAGCGCUACACGUAUCACCGAAUCUACCCAACCCACGCAAGCAGCCGCUUGCUCCUGGCUCAGCAAAAGAGAUCAAUUUGAUUCAUUACCUGGACGACCAACUCCUACGUGUCUUCAGAAGAUAUGAGAAGCGGCUGCCGGAGGAGCAGAGAACGGUCGUUGAACCCAACCCGCCGGAUGAUGCACCUGGCUACAAAAACAUGGAAGAGGUGGUAGCAGAUCUAGAUCCACUUGUAGACGUGGUCUGGAUCAGCCAUACACCUCCUCUACAAGUUGCCUAUCUACUCUCGAUCGCGGGAGAUAUUGGUUCUUAUAUGCCAGCCUUUCCCUUCACACCAUCGAUCUUCCCAGUCCUCAGCAAGAUUGACCAGGCCUUCGUUGCUCUCUUGAAACUUCCAAAUCCAGCCGCUGGAUCCGUGACUUCUAACCAUCCUCCGACGAAGACCGACAGAGUGCGCAUCAGAUCGCUCACAGAGGAGAUACGGGUGACUGCGGUGAAUACUGCAACGAAAAGCGGAAUCUCCGCCGACUUGGAUGAUUCAUCAGACGAAGAGACCGACGGACAGUUGUCAACGUUCGACGCGAACCAGCCUUACAACGAGACUGCCAUCGGCGCCGGCUUGGGCCGAAUUUUCAAAGGUACAAUAGAGAUCCUCGGCGAUUCACUAACUUGA
Messenger RNA from Cyphellophora europaea CBS 101466, 747 nucleotides. RefSeq lists its product as uncharacterized. The transcript has 2 exons. Bases 1 to 747 code for a protein of 248 amino acids. Gene Ontology annotation, cellular component: transcription factor TFIIH holo complex. NCBI's taxonomy places the organism in Eukaryota, Fungi, Ascomycota, Eurotiomycetes, Chaetothyriales, Cyphellophoraceae. The record is from RefSeq and is a predicted model, not a curated record.